CCUGUCACCACGUGACAGUCUGGACCUGAAUUCAACAUGGCUACAGCACCACAACCUGUCUACUGGCUGGGUAAUGACACCCUGAGGGUGUCUGCUGCCCUUUUUGCCGAGAACCGCCAGCGCCUGUGCAGAGGGCUGAAAGCCAAAGAUGGAGUGGUGCCAAAGUCAGUGGUGGUGCUGCAGGGAGGGGAACAGAAACAGAGGUACUGCACGGACACAGACCUCCUUUUCAGACAGGAGUCUUUCUUCCACUGGGCUUUUGGAGUGACUGAGCCUGACUGUUAUGGAGCCAUUGAUGUGGACUCUGGGAAAUCCAUCCUUUUUGUUCCCAAACUGCCUGAAAGCUAUGCCACUUGGAUGGGAGAGAUCUUUCCCAAAGAGCACUUCAAAGCGAAGUACGCUGUCGAUGAAGUGAAAUACACCUGUGAUAUUGUUGAUGUCCUGUCCAACCUGAAACCAGCAGUGCUCCUCACACUGCGAGGACAGAACACAGACAGUGGGAGCAUCUGCCGUGAAGCCUCCUUUGAAGGAAUUAGUCGGUUCCAAGUAAACAACACUCUUCUACACCCAGUCAUUGUGGAAUGCCGUCUGAUUAAGACCGAUAUGGAGCUGGAGGUGCUGCGCUACACCAACAGGAUUUCCAGUGAAGCGCACAAAAUGAUCAUGAAGCAUGUGAAACCUGGACAGAAAGAAUAUGAAAUGGAGAGCCUGUUCCAGCACUACUGCUACACUAAAGGAGGGAUGCGCCACACCUCGUACACCUGUAUCUGUGGAACGGGCCAUAAUUCAUCCGUCCUCCACUACGGCCAUGCUGGGGCUCCCAAUGACAAGUUAAUUGUGGAUGGAGACAUGUGUCUGUUUGACAUGGGUGGAGAGUACUACUGCUAUUCAUCAGACAUCACCUGCUCCUUCCCAGCCAAUGGCAAGUUCACCCCUGACCAGAGGGCCAUCUAUGAGGCCGUCCUCAAGUCCUCCCGAGCUGUCAUGGCUGCCAUCAAACCAGGUGUGAAGUGGACUGACAUGCACCGCCUGGCUGAUCGGGUUCACCUGGAGGAGCUGGUGAAGAUCGGCAUCCUGAAUGGCAGCGUGGAGGACAUGAUGAAGGCCCAUAUGGGCUCCGUCUUCAUGCCCCACGGCCUGGGACACCUGCUGGGCAUCGACGUGCACGAUGUGGGAGGCUACCCUUAGGGGGUGGAGCGCAUCAAUGAGCCUGGACUGAGGAGUCUUCGGAUGGGCCGCCUGGUGCAGGAGAAGAUGGUCCUCACCGUGGAGCCUGGCAUAUACUUCAUCAACCAUCUGCUGGACCAGGCCCUGGCCAACUCCACCCAGAGCUGCUUCAUCAACAACCAAGUGCUGGCUCGCUUCCGUGGCUUCGGAGGGGUUCGCAUUGAGGAUGACAUAGCGGUGACAGCGAAUGGUAUAGAGCUGCUGACCUGUGUCCCUCGCACCGUGGAGGAGAUUGAGGCUUUCAUGGCUGACUCUGGAAAAACCUUCAGCCCCGUCGUCAGCAGUGAAAAAUUCUGAAAGACAUCUGGUAAAGUCUGAUCUGCAAGCUGGAAUAUCAUCAAUCACCACAUAUAAACAACAAAGAAUAUUCAGUAAAACUCAAAUUAUUACUCUCACUCUUAUCUCACUUACAUAACAGAGACGCAAUCAAGAGAAUUAACACAUGGCUAAGCAAAACAAGCAAAAACAUGUCAUACAGUGUCUUCAUGAAGGUUUUAUAAUGGUUUGAAAAUUGUGUGUUAGCAACAGGCACUUUAAGGGAUGACCUCGACCUUGGUACAGUAACAGUUCAUUUCUGUGACUCCUUGGAAAAGAGAUUAACUUUUUUGAAACAAUUCUUAUUCUUAUAUGUUGCUUUUUGUAAACAUUGAUUCACAAAUACCCUGUGAAAUUGAAUUAAACAUUUUAAUUUG
Messenger RNA from Seriola dumerili (greater amberjack), 1919 nucleotides. RefSeq names its product peptidase D (gene pepd). Bases 37 to 1188 code for a protein of 383 amino acids. The record is from RefSeq and is a predicted model, not a curated record. Gene Ontology annotation, molecular function: manganese ion binding; metalloaminopeptidase activity. NCBI's taxonomy places the organism in Eukaryota, Metazoa, Chordata, Actinopteri, Carangiformes, Carangidae. The transcript is spliced from 15 exons.